Molecule: messenger RNA, 1511 nt
Organism: Tarenaya hassleriana
Lineage: Eukaryota; Viridiplantae; Streptophyta; Magnoliopsida; Brassicales; Cleomaceae
Product: FKBP12-interacting protein of 37 kDa
Exons: 14
Coding region: 172-1380 (402 amino acids)
Biological process (GO): regulation of alternative mRNA splicing, via spliceosome
Cellular component (GO): nucleus
Source: RefSeq, a predicted model, not a curated record
AUCAACCGACUUCCACGCGAGACACCUCUCUGGGUUCUAAAGCGCUUAACUGAACCCUAGUGCCGCCGUCUCCCGUCAUCGCUCCGGGAUCCGUCGAAAAGAGAAAACUUUUCAAGCUUAUCUAAGGUUUGGACGUCAUAGGUGGACAUUCUCUCUGUAGCUGCUUAAUAGAUGGAUUUCUCAUUACAGGACGAUGAUUUUGGUGGAGAUUUUGCUGCUACUCGCGUAUCCAGGGCUUCAGGUAGUAAAAGAAGUUUCGAUGACCUUGAAGAUGACGAAGAAGAUAUAUUUGACGCAAAAAAGGGUCGUACAAAAGCAGAAGAAGCUACACCUGGUGUUGCAACUGCGAUGAUUUUGACACUUCGUGGGAGUCUCGAGACUUGUAAAAAUGACCUAACAAAUUGUCAAGUUGAGCUUGAGGCAGCAAAAACAGAGAUUCAGAAAUGGAAAUCAGCGUUUCAGAAUGAGUCCUUUGUACCGGCUGGAAAAUCUCCUGGUUUAUUUCUUCACAGAAUGUUACUUUGCAUACUACAUGCAUUAGUUCCACUAAACAAUCAAACUUGUUGCUUCUGUCUUAUUCGGGUCUUAAAACUCUGCUUGCUACUUCUCCUUCCAGAACCUAGAUUUGUGAUUGACUAUAUCCAGAACUUAAAGUCAUCUGAGAAAUCUCUGAAAGAACAGUUGGAAAUUGCAAGGAGAAAAGAAGCUUCGUGCAUCGUACAAUAUGCAAAAAGGGAGCAGGAAAUGGCAGAAUUAAAGUCUGCAGUUCGCGAUUUGAAAGCUCAACUGAAGCCAGCAUCAAUGCAGGCGAGGAGGUUGCUGUUGGAUCCAGCAAUUCAUGAAGAGUUUACACGUCUAAAGAAUCUAGUGGACGAAAAGGACAAAAAAGUAAAGGAACUCCAAGAUAAUAUUGCAGCUGUCACUUUUACUCCGCAAAGCAAGAUGGGGAAGAUGCUUAUGGCUAAGUGCAGAACUCUUCAAGAGGAAAACGAAGAGAUCGGACAACAAGCCACUGAAGGAAAGAUGCAGGAACUCGCAAUGAAGCUUGCUAUGCAGAAGUCUCAAAACGCUGAACUCAGAAGUCAGUUUGAAGAACUUUUCAAGCAAAUGGAGACAUUGACUAAUGAUGUUGAGAGAUCGAACGAGACGGUAAUAAUCUUGCAAGAGAAGCUGGAAGAGAAAGAGAACGAGAUAAAAAGACUGAAACACGAGGAGCGUAUCGAGGAGACGCAGCAGCAGCAGCAGAAGAUCGAAUCUAGUGAUGCUAUCCCUGAUUUGGCUGACAAGAAAAGUGGCAAAGGCAUAGAUGAUGAUGAUGAUGAUGAUGAUGAUAGGAUGAAAGAAUCAAAUGAAGAGAAAAGGACUAACAAUGAAGACUGAUGAUUGCUACAAUACAGAAUUUCCCUAUCAUUACCAUUUUUUUUGGUUUAGUCAUUGUUGUUGUUAACAUUGUGUACAAUUUGAUCUGUCUUUUGAUUUCGUCAAGUGUAGUUUAAAACGUUUUAGUAGAA